Hibiscus syriacus is the source of this 878-nucleotide messenger RNA. RefSeq lists its product as uncharacterized. The transcript is spliced from 6 exons. The record is from RefSeq and is a predicted model, not a curated record. NCBI's taxonomy places the organism in Eukaryota, Viridiplantae, Streptophyta, Magnoliopsida, Malvales, Malvaceae. Bases 190 to 618 code for a protein of 142 amino acids.
UUCGAACAGAAAUAUAAUUUUUCGGCUUUGCUUGUCAUCUAAACCAUUUCCUCAAAAAAAAAAUUCUUCUUUCCCUCGAUUUACAUAAAGAACAAUCAACCCAAACUUUCACUCAUCCAGUUCAGAGUUCUUCACAGGGAUUUCGUCCGUUGAGCAUACACCGAGGAGUUUUAGCCAUCUCCGACGCACAUGGAUCAAAGCACUACUGUGGAAGAAUCCGGGAAUUCAAGAAACAGUCUCGAGGUUUCAAAAUCACUCUCUGAUAAACAUCUUGAUCUUUUGAGGCCAUCUGCUCGAUACUAUUCACUAUUUAAGGCUAAGAUGGUAUGGCAAGCGCCAGAUGCAGGUAAAGGCAAGUAUACACUUAUCAAAGACGUGGAGGACUUCCAAACAGGGGUUUUCGACAAGCCUCUCCCGUGCUUUGGGUGCGGUAUCGGAUGGUUUUCCUUCCUGGUAGGAUUUUUAUGUCCGUUGAUGUGGUACUAUGCUACAUUUAUCUAUUUCGGGAAUCACUACCGUAAAGAUCCGAGAGAGAGAGCUGGUCUUGCUGCCUCUGCAAUCGCUGCAAUGGUAUGCUCUGUUGUACUGCUGAUCAUAAUAGUUUUUCUUCUGUUUUAAACCUAAAUGCCCAGAGUUGAUGUGUUCUUCGUAACAAGCGUAUACAUGUUUGAGUUAAAAGGAAUCAAAUACUAUGGCUAGAAUGGAGAAACAAGAGUCAGCUGUGUCCCAUAAGCCGAGCAUCGUUGUAAAGACACAACAGAUUCGAGAAAUGUUCUGUUCAUAGAAACUAUACUUCUGCAAUUGAUAAAUUUGAGGCUAAGUUUGUUUGUAAGUAAUUUGAUGAGUUCCAUUAAUGAAAUAAAGCUUGUUCCAUUGUU